This is a messenger RNA of Protopterus annectens (West African lungfish), 1844 nucleotides long. It is a transcript of the gene THUMPD1, whose product is annotated as THUMP domain containing 1. The record is from RefSeq and is a predicted model, not a curated record. Bases 79 to 1068 code for a protein of 329 amino acids. Gene Ontology annotation, biological process: tRNA modification. Gene Ontology annotation, molecular function: RNA binding. The transcript has 5 exons. NCBI's taxonomy places the organism in Eukaryota, Metazoa, Chordata, Ceratodontiformes, Protopteridae.
AAUAUGGCGCUGUCUUUUUUAUUUUUUACUUGUGUGUUAGGAGACUAAGAAUUUUUACGAGUUUUUGGGAGUAUAAUAAUGUCUGAGGAGAAAGGAAAAAAGAGGAGCAAAUCUUGGUAUGUACAACAUGCAAAAAGAUCCAAGAAUGCUAGAGAGCUGGAUGUUGGAAUGCAGGGUGUUCUUAUUACCUGUAAUAUGAAGGAACGGAAAUGCAGUUUUGAAGCCUACAGUCUCCUGAAUGAGUAUGGGGAUCAACUGUAUGGCCCUGAAAAGUUCAUCCAAGAUGAGAACCAGUCAGAAAGUGAUGAUGAGGAAGAUGAUGCUGAAGCAGCCUUGAAGAAAGAAGUCUCUGAGAUUCGCAGCUCAACAGAAAAUAAUUUGCGUAGAUUCCAGGCUUUGGAUAGUGGUGCCAAUAACGUGAUUUUCAUUAGAACCUUGGGUGUUGAGCCAGAAAAAUUGGUGCAUCAUAUUCUGAAAGAUCUUCAUACAACUAAAAAAAAGAAAUCCAGAGUAAUUCUGCGCAUGCUCCCUGUGGCUGGGACUUGCAAAGCUUUUAUUGACGAUAUGAAAAAGUUUGCAAAGUGCUUCCUGGAGCCCUGGUUCAAAGCUCCUAACAAAGGGACUUUUCAGAUUGUUUACAAAGCUCGAAAUAACAACCACAUGAAAAGAGAAGACGUCAUAAAGUCUCUAGCAGAGGUCAUUGGUAGUUUGAACCACGAGAACAAAGUGGAUCUCAAUAAUCCGGAAUAUACAGUAAUUGUUGAAAUAAUAAAAAACGUAUGCUGCAUGAGUGUGGUGCGGGACUAUGUGCUGUUCAGGAAAUAUAAUCUACAGGAAGUGGUAAAGAAUGCCAGUGAAUCGAAACCUGUGCAGUUGCUGCAUGCUCACAGUGAGGAUUUAACAAAUUCAUCUGAAAAGGAAAAACAUGAAGGUCAGAACAAUCAAGAGCAAGAAAAAAUUGAACUUCUAGACAAUCCAGGACAAGAAGUGUGUGGAGAUUCAGGGAGUCAGGAACAUGGCACGGCAACAACAGAAAAAAACAGCACAGAUUUGAAACAGAGUUCAUAGAGCAGUCAUAAACUGGCUUUUCAUACCAGCUUGCCUUGAAAGAAGAAACUUGAUUCUCUUAUUUUGUCUUAAUUUUCCCAGUGAAGUUUUAAUUACUUUGGUUGCAAUUGACACAUCUGAGUUUAAUUUCUUUAAAAAAAAAAAUAAUAAUAAUUUUUUAACUUUUGAGAACUAGGAGAUGUUUAGCUAAAUUUUUUAAACAAUUCCCACUACACUGCUUUGCAUUUUCCCCAUUAUCCUGUUUCUGUUCUAUGUUGAAUUGAUGGAUAUUGUACUGUAUUUGUGCAGGUUAAUGCACAAACCUUUAGCAUUUUUUGUCAUAAUCUCUAUAAGGUCAUGGUGUAGUCAAAUCCUGUCCUGACAGUAAGUGGACACAGCACAGAUAAACUCCCGUCUUGAACAUGCCAAUUCAGCAUAGGCAUGAAUGUUGUGUCUUGUGGUCAAUUUAUAAAAUAUGACUAUGACUUGUCUCUGUAGGAGGAAAAUGGAGCCAAAACAUACAUGGACAGAUUUUAGUCAUCCCAACAGACAUGAACUGAAGAACAAAAUGCUGGAGUAGCAGUGCUAACCUGUGUGUGUGUGUGUGUGUGUGUGUGUGUGUGUGUGUGUGUGUGUGUGUGUGUGUGUGUGUGUGUGUGUGUGUGUGUGUGUGUGUAUAAAUAUGAGUGUCCAGGGUGCAGAGAUUAGGAUAGGGACAGUAGCAUGUGAUAACUCUGGGAGUUAUAGUUUAAGGGGGAAGAUUAAACAAAAACGGUGCCAAAUGUCUUGAAACUGAA